UCAAGCUGUGAGCGAGGAUAAACGUAACCAACUCUCACGACUGCUGGGCUGUGGUCGGAGUCUGAGACCGGUUAUCUGUUCAUCAGAGCUCUCACGGAGCUCCGGGUCGGAAAGUGAAUGAGGUUGAUGCUGCUCUGUUGUACCUGGAAGGACGAACGCAUGGGAGAGGAGGAAGCUGGCGGAAGCUUGCCCGUGUGCGCAGGAUGCAGACUGAGGAUCUAUGACAAGCAGUACCUCCAGGCCCUCAACACUGACUGGCACACAGUCUGCUUCAAAUGUUGUGAGUGCAGUGCUUCCCUAUCCCACUGGUACUAUGAGAAGGAGGGCCGGCUCUUCUGUAAGAAAGACUACUGGGCCAAGUUCGGUGAGCUGUGCCACGGCUGCAAUGACCCCAUCACCACUGGCCUGAUCAUGGUCGCAGGGGAACAGAAGUAUCACCCAGAAUGCUUCACCUGUCUCAACUGCAGAGCCUUUAUCGGGGACGGAGACACGUACGCCCUGGUGGAGAGGUCCAAACUCUACUGCGGUCACUGUUACUACCACACCAUCGUGACCCCGGUGUCGCUGCCAGACUCCCCGUGCUCCAGGAUCCCUCAUACCGUGACCCUCGUGUCCAUCCCGGCCUCCACUGACGGGAAGCGGGGCAUCUCGGUGGCCAUCGACCAGCCGGUCAGCCCCAACGGCUACAGCCCCGAAAACUGCCCCACCGUCAGAGUGUCCCAGGUGGACCCUGAGUGUAUAAGCCCUGAUGUGAAGAACACCAUCCAUGUUGGAGACAGGAUCCUUGAGAUUAACGGCACGCCCAUCCACAAUGUUCCUCUGGAUGAGAUCGACCUCCUUAUUCAGGAGACCAGCCGGCUGCUGCAGCUGACCAUCGAGCACGACCCCCAUGAUCAGGGGCAGGAGCAGGUGGACGGGCCCCUCCGCACGCCCCUGUCCGAGGGGCCAAGCCCCAUCCUGCCCAUCACGCAGCCCCCCAACCCAGACAUCAGCAACCUGCGCUCACGAAUGAUCACGAGGAGUUACAGCAUUGAUAAGUCUCCUUGCUCCAGCAAUGCGGUAUCCCCUCUCUCACAGAGGAAAGACAUAAAUCGCUCAGAGUCUCUCCGUGUCGUAUCCAAUCGGAUGCACCGGAUUUUCCGACCUUCUGACCUCAUCCACGGAGAGGUGCUGGGAAAAGGCUGCUUCGGACAGGCCAUCAAGGUGACACACCGAGAGACAGGCGAGGUGAUGGUGAUGAAGGAGUUGAUUCGCUUUGAUGAUGAAACACAGCUGACAUUCCUCAAGGAGGUUAAGGUCAUGCGCUGUCUGGAACACCCCAAUGUACUCAAGUUCAUUGGGGUCCUCUACAAAGACAAGAGGCUCAACUUCAUAGCUGAGUACAUUAAAGGAGGCACUUUGAGGGAAAUCAUCAAGAAAAUGGACAGUAAUUAUCCAUGGAACCAGAGAGUGAGCUUUGCCAAGGACAUUGCUGCGGGCAUGGCAUAUCUGCAUUCCAUGAACAUAAUCCACCGAGACCUGAACUCACACAACUGUUUGGUCCGAGAGAACAACAGCGUGGUGGUGGCAGACUUCGGCCUGGCCCGACUCAUGGUGGAGGACAAGAACCAAGACAAGUUGUUGUCAGGGAAACUCCAGGGCCUCAAGAAACCUGACCGCAGGAAGAGAUAUACCGUGGUGGGGAACCCCUACUGGAUGGCCCCUGAGAUGAUCCAUGGAAAGAGCUACGACGAAAAGGUGGACAUCUUCUCUUUCGGCAUCAUGCUGUGUGAGAUCAUCGGCCGGGUGAAUGCAGACCCUGACUACCUACCCAGGGCUGGGGACUUUGGGCUGAACGUGUCAGGCUUUCUGGAGCACUUCUGUCCCGCUAACUGUCCACCGGCCUUCUUCCCCAUGGCUGCGCUGUGCUGUGACCUUGACGCUGAGAAACGCCCCGCAUUCACCAAGCUAGAGGAGUGGCUGGAGAACCUGAAGAUGCACCUGGAGAUGCGCCUCCCCAUCGUGUCUGAACUGGACAAGAUGCACAAGGCAUUCUGGGAAAACCACACCAAGGUGGCAGUGCGGGCAGAGAACGGCCUGCACCCUCACCCUGAGCAGCCUGAGUAGCACCGGGGAGCCAGAGCAGACGAGCUGCUGCUAACCCUUCAAGGGUGGGCUAAAGGAGAGGUGCCAUGUUGUGGCAGGCAUUAGGGAGUGUAGUGCCUACCUUGGGCAAUAGAGUGUAUACAUUGAAAUGCCCAAAAGGGGGUGUCAGGAUCUGUCAGUACCUCUGCAUGCCAGGUUGGCCAGAGUGGGCAUGAGCUGGCAUGGGCUGGUAUAGACUGGCAAGGUCUAUAGACUCAGGGGUGAACGGAGGUGUUAAAAACACAAGUGUGAAUUGCACUCAUUCAACUUAAACCAAGAAAUACAUUUCACUACCAUAGCUUGAGUAUGCUGUAAAACAUUGCUGCAAUCAGUCUCAGCUUUGAAAUCCCAAAUCAAGUCAUCAAAUCUGGAAUCAAAAGCCAGAGAUUUUUCGCAAUUGUUAAGCUUACAAAUAUGAUGUCCAAGCAGAUUCAGUGGCCUCAGCAAAGCAAUGCCUUUGUCUCGGCGUCCCUGCAGAGUAUUUGUGCGUUGUGUGUUUGCAAGUGUUCCUCUGUGUGACUGAUUCGGUUUGGUUUUGGUUUGUUGUUUUGAAACCGCUUUUGAAAUGCUAAGGAAAAGGACCCUUUUUACGUGACGCAGAACACAUAACUUGAGACUUCACGCACAGUCCAAAUGUAAUAUAUAAUGGAGCAAAGUUUUUUAGGUUUUCAAACUUAUUUUUCUUUUCUCCUUUAAAACUGCAUGACCGUAGAUAGUUUUGCUGAAUCUUGUAACUGGUCUCCCUCUCAACUCUUACUGGUCACACCAAAAACGGAGUCCGUAUUUCUGUGGUUCUUCUGCCUUCUGUGUGCUGUGUCGCUCUCUCUCACCAUGUGUAGCACUGAUUUGACUUUGAGGUACACGUUUUUCAUAACUUUGGUACAUUUUCCCAAUUCAUGUGAGCCUGUUCCUCUCAUUUAUCACACUUGAGUUGGGGUGAAAUCUCAUGUACUCAAGCUCAUACCUAUGUAUAUACUAGCUGGUGAUAUUGUAAAUGUUUUAAAUAUUGUAAAUGUACAGACAUAUUUUGUAUACGUAUGCUACACAUUGCUAUAUUUUUAUUGGGCUAAUGUUGAAAUAAAGGACAGAUAAUGAAAAAGGAAAAGAAAAAAAUAAUAGCCAGGCAGUAGCUGAUUAUGCUGGGGACAUGUAUGUACCACAAAACGUGCAUGUUAAAGUCAUGCUGGCGCUCUUGUUAGCAUUCUGGUGUGUGUUCAAUUCAAUCUCGAAAAUCAAGCUUUUGUAUGGUUUUAAGAGUGUCAUCUAAACGUAUAGUUCCCCCUCUGCGGCUUAAAGCCUUAACAUCAAUUAGCUUAACACAGAAUCAAGUAGCUAGAUGAAAAUUGGCAGGUAUUUUUCAGAGCAUCAAAUGCAAGUGUUAGAGUCCCAGGCUCAAAUAAUUCUCUCUUGAGUUUUGAGGACUUUCUAUUCUCAUAGGGCAUUAACUAGCCUGGAUCCUAGAUUUUCAUAGUCCCAUUCUGAUCAGGCAGUGUAGAUAAGUGCCCAGUUAAUGUGUCUGGUGUAUGACAAUGUAUUUCUCUUGCCAUGUGGAGCUCCCUUUUGGAAUAUCCACUGUUUACACUCAAAAAACUGUUAGCUGUAAAUAUGUCUGUUUCAGUCUGUCGUUGUGCAUAACAUUCUGUGCUCUAUGGCCCUGAAGAAAAAUAGUUGUCUUAUAAUGUCUAAUCAGUCUUUAACUCAUUCUAUCUUUAUAUCCCUUCCGCGUUCUGCUUACAGUAUCAAACUCAUUUACUUUAUAUGUCUGUCUAUCACCUAUUGCUCCUUUUCCACUGUAAUAUGAGCUGCAUGGUGUACUGGCUAGGUGUGUAACCACUGCUACCAACCCAACCUAUUGUUUUAGGUUAUAAAACAAAAGUUAUUGCUAAAUACUGUAUAAAAAACAGGCAAAAAAAUACAAAAAAAUAACAUAAAGUGUACAGAGAGCAAGGGGCUGAAAGAGAAAGAAAAACACAGCGUCUCUUGAUAUGAAACCACUUAAAUCUUUCAGUAUAGAUUUAAGUAGGCUACUUUGAUAUGCACUAUAUUACAAAAUGGCUAUAUCUGCAGCCAUUGUUUUUAUUUUUCUCUUUUGGGUUAGGCCUACUUGUGAUUGGUUUUGGUUCAAGUUGAUAUGCAAGUCACUGAUAGAGCCUUUGCAUUUUAGGGUCCUGGGAAAUGUAUUAUCUACAUGGCAAACUGGAGAGUUAGGCAGCCAUUUUAGGAUUUAAAUGUUGAAAGAGAAGAAAGAAAGUCUCUUAUCUUCCUUAGCCUACAUGUGCGCUUCCAUAUUGGUGGCAUGUGAAUCACUGUAUCAGAUUUAGGAGCACAUGUUAUGGACUGCAGCUACAACUGCAGGCCAAUGGAAAUUAGAUUUUAGAGAAGAGGGUGAAAUCCAUGGCUUGUCGUUGCCUGAAUUUGUAAACAGCAGGUUAUAUUUUAACAUCAAGCAUCUUCAUGGAUUGAAGCUCGCUAUUCCAAAAGUGCUCCAGUAUCCUACUGUAUUGCCAAUCUGGAAACCACCCCUAACUGCUUCCAGUUUGCCACAGUAGGCUACAGAGAGUUCAACGUCCAAGCCUGGUGUGCCUGCUACCUACAGUCAGGUCAUUAGCAAAUGAUGUUUGCGUGUCCUUUUCAUUGCUUCACUUCACCGUUCGAUGUCAGGAAAGGGUUUCGGCCACUGUUAGACCACUGUCAUCUUACUCAACAUUGACUUCAUGGUAGACCGGAUACUUUUGGCUCAGGGUUUAAUAAAUAGGAGGGUCUUUACACUUUAUUCUAUGCCGCGAAAAUAUUCAACAACAGUAUGAUAAGCAGAAUGUCUCCAAUGAGCAUGCAUUCUUUUGGAUAAAAAAAAUCCCUUUUACACAUAAUGUGGUUGUCAGCGGGGCAUGUAUAUCACUUAGCCAUGAGUCCAUCUCUUGUCCAGGCCAUGCCAAGCAUGUUACGUGUUUGUACGGAUGCGUAGAUGAUGAGAAUGUCAGCACUUCUUUGCAAAGGAUCGUACCUCUGAACAAUGCUGUGCCUUUGUUUCAAAGCUAGCCUUGCCAACGACUCUAAAAGGUAUUUGUUUUGAACUGAUUUUGUAUCACUAGCUCAAACCCGAAGAAAGGAUUUAAUAUCGUUGCUGAUAUGUUUUAUGAAAUUUUCCUCUUGUUCUAUUUAUAUUUCCUGACCUCCAUUGUCAUUUUUCAUAAUUUAGGAUUAUGAUUCUUUUUUUAUUUUAUUUUAUUUUUUACACAAGCUGUGAAAACAAUUCUGCACUUUAAUCUUGAACGUGAACAUUGAGAAUCCAAGGAGACGACUGUAUUUCAUUGCAGCUGGAAUAAAACUGUUGCUCCUUAAAUCAA
Molecule: messenger RNA, 5471 nt
Organism: Osmerus eperlanus (European smelt)
Lineage: Eukaryota; Metazoa; Chordata; Actinopteri; Osmeriformes; Osmeridae
Gene: limk1a
Product: LIM domain kinase 1a
Exons: 16
Coding region: 118-2106 (662 amino acids)
Biological process (GO): protein phosphorylation; positive regulation of stress fiber assembly; actin cytoskeleton organization
Cellular component (GO): neuron projection; nucleus; cytoplasm
Molecular function (GO): ATP binding; protein serine/threonine kinase activity; protein binding
Source: RefSeq, a predicted model, not a curated record